CAAUAAAUCAGGUGAAGUAGAUAUGUUCAAGAAUCAAUUGCAAGAACUGGCACAAAGAAGCUGUUUUAACCUCCCUUCUUAUACCUGCAUCAGAGAAGGACCUGAUCAUGCACCCAGGUUUAAAGCUUCAGUGAACUUCAAUGGCGAGAUCUUCGAGAGCCCGAACUUCUGCCCUACAUUGAGACAAGCUGAGCACUCUGCUGCCGAGGCAGCUCUCAAUGUCCUGUCCGUAAGAGGCCUUUCAAGGUCUCUCACUGCAAGAGUUCUCGAUGAGACCGGAGUUUACAAGAAUCUCCUUCAGGAAACUGCUCAUAGAGCAGGGCUUAAACUCCCUGUAUACAUCACUGUAAGAUCAGGACCCGGACAUAGCCCGAUCUUCUCUUGCAUCGUGGAACUUGCUGGCAUGAACUUCACCGGUGAGCCGGCGAAAACCAAGAAACAGGCUGAGAAGAAUGCUGCGAUUGCAGCCUGGUCUGCCUUGAAAACAAUGCCAAACUUGGAUUCAUGGACGAAAGAAGACAGCAAACAGUUUAGGAGGAGGGAUCAUAAUAACCGAGCAAAAAGAAGAAUGGUCAAUGGCAACAACAAUGAUAUAAUCAGCCUUCCAUCUUCUUCCACCUCUGCAGGUAAAUCUCUAAAUCAUAAAAAAUGGAGGGUUAUGGAUGUCUUGAUGGAUAGUUCAGCACAAAAACGGAACGGCUUUCUAUCUCUACUUCCUCCACCCCCACCCAGAACAGCUUCAAAGAUCUUGCCACCAACUUCAUCCAACUAUUCAUGUAAUCGAGCCGGUCCAAUACAAAUCAGGGGUAAACCAGAAAUGAAACUGGUUCCUCCACUUGAACAGCAUCUAAAAGAUGAAGACCAAUGGCCUGGUUCCAAACACGAACAUGUCAUCAAUAAAUCCAUUGAGAAGGAAGGUUCAAGUAGUGAGCUUAUCAGCAGAAUUUGUGGGUCUCCAUAUCCGUCUCAAAUGGCACCGGCAAUGGCCCGGAACAUGUACACAGGAGGGUUUAACCCACAUAAGAUUGCCCCGGCUGUUAAAAUGAGAUCAAUAAUCCCAGUUUGUGCAGCUCCACCACCAGCAAACAGAACACAUGAAAUAGCAGCUACCCCAUCAACAAGCCCAAAUACCAUGCAAAUAGGACCAGCAGAGGUGCCAUCAUCAUCAGCCAGCUCAGUCAUGUUCAACAAGUCAGGGCCAAACUCAUACCAACUCAGUUCAGAGUUGAUGAAACUACAAUUAACAAAGUAAAACCCAAUGAGCUUAUGCUUGUAAUAUCAAGUUAUUAUGGUGCUUUUUUAUUAUUAUUUCUUGUCCU
Hibiscus syriacus is the source of this 1319-nucleotide messenger RNA. Its product is annotated as double-stranded RNA-binding protein 3-like. The transcript has 4 exons. Gene Ontology annotation, molecular function: double-stranded RNA binding. NCBI's taxonomy places the organism in Eukaryota, Viridiplantae, Streptophyta, Magnoliopsida, Malvales, Malvaceae. The record is from RefSeq and is a predicted model, not a curated record. The coding region runs from base 23 to 1252 and encodes 409 amino acids.